Felis catus (domestic cat) is the source of this 2130-nucleotide messenger RNA. It is a transcript of the gene HES2, whose product is annotated as hes family bHLH transcription factor 2. Gene Ontology annotation, biological process: regulation of transcription by RNA polymerase II; regulation of neurogenesis; anterior/posterior pattern specification. Gene Ontology annotation, molecular function: protein dimerization activity; RNA polymerase II cis-regulatory region sequence-specific DNA binding; DNA-binding transcription factor activity, RNA polymerase II-specific. The record is from RefSeq and is a predicted model, not a curated record. The transcript has 4 exons. Lineage: Eukaryota; Metazoa; Chordata; Mammalia; Carnivora; Felidae. The coding region runs from base 453 to 1298 and encodes 281 amino acids. Gene Ontology annotation, cellular component: nucleus.
GAGGCGGACAGCGGGCAGGGGGCACCCAGGACCGCCCCGCCCCGCUCGUCACGUGAAUUCCGACCGUCCCGCGGGUAGGAACCCGCCUCUGGAGCCAAUUGAAAUGAAAACGAGCCCAGGGCUCCUGGAUUGCCUCGUCUUCUCCAGGCCUCAGUUUACCCAUCCAAAUCCGAGCACGGGAGAACCCAAUGAUCCCUAACUUGGUGAGCCGCUGGAAGAUUCUGUGAGGUCGUUAGAGCGAGGGCAGGCCUCCAGCGACCGGCCAGUUCCCAGAGGCUAGCUGCCACUUUACUCUGGGCCUCGGUUUCCCCUUCCAGCUCAGCCCUUCAGUCGGCAGAGCUACUCGUGGGGGGAGUCCCUCCCCUUGUUCCGAAACCUACGUGGGAACUCCUGCCGCCGCUAGGUCCCCCGCCCCGGCCUGGGGCGGGGCUCACAGGAGGUGCUGGGCGCGAAUGAAGGAGCAAACUCAGGACCGCGAAGGUUCCGAUGGCCCCCACAUACCCCCUGCAGGUGCUCGGGUGCGCCCCCCGCCCGCGACCGCGCCGCAGAUGGGAUGCGAAGGCCGCACGAGGGCAGCACCUUGGGGGGCUCUGCAGUCACCCGCUCGCCCCUACCCUGCGAAGGAACAAAGACGGGAGGUGGGACCCCGGGCCGCCAGACUCCUUGGGGCGGGGCGGGGCGGGGCGGGCGACACCGCCUCCUUAAAGCCGGGCGGCGGGCUCGGUGCGCCACCCUCCCGGGACUGCCCCCGCUGCGCGCCGCUCUUUUCCUCCCGGCUCGGUCUGCGCGCCGCUUCUCCGCAGAGCAUGGGGCUGCCUCGGAGGGCGGGGGACCCGGCGGAGCUGCGCAAGAGCCUGAAGCCGCUGCUGGAGAAGCGCCGCCGCGCGCGCAUCAACGCGAGCCUGAGGCAACUCAAGGGGCUCAUCCUGCCGCUGCUGGGCAGGGAGAGCUCCCACUGCUCGAAGCUGGAGAAGGCGGACAUCCUGGAAAUGACCGUGCGCUUCCUGCAGGAGCUGCCCGCGUCCUCCGGCCCCGCGGCAGCGCCCGCGCCCUCCGACAGCUACGGUGAGGGCUACCGCGCCUGCCUGGCGCGUCUGGCCCGUGUGCUGCCCGCCUGCCGCGUCCUGGAGCCCGCCGUGAGCGCUCGCCUGCUGGAGCACCUGCGGCGGAGGGCGGCCGGCACCACCCCCGACGGGGGGCGCGCUGGGGACUCCUGCGGCCCUCCCGCGCCUUCCCCGCCGGCCGCGCCUGCGCCCGCGCCCCCUGAACCUCCCCGCGGCCUCUGGAGGCCCUGGUAGCCCCCUAGCCAGUCCACGGACCCUGCUGGCUGCAAGAGACCUGGGGCGCUGGGCAGACAGAGGAAACCCGUGGUGCCAGCUGCUGUUCCCGUCACGAGGUAGCAGCCCAGCAUCCACAGGCCGGAACCUGGAUGUUUGUGAUCUGUGUGGCGACUGAAGGCCAUGCGGGCUCAGCUUAAGGCAAUCAGUGGAGCAGCCCAGCCUCACCCCAACUUGGGUGCGUCUAGGUGGAGGCGAAGGGGGCAGGUGGCUGCAGAGGGAGGAAGGAGCCCCCCACUGCAGCGACUGGAGGUGGGCCCUGGUACCGGGCCAGCCAUGCUUGGGCAGCUGGCACCAGCCCGAAGACUGGGCCAGGAGCUCACGUCUAUUCUGACUGGUCACUGCCCUCCCAGUUGGGCCUGGCUCCUUAACAGCUCAGCUUUGGAACCUCUGGACACACAAUAGCAAUGGCCUGAGGGGCUCUACGGGCCGGGCGGCCAUCACCUCUGCUCCUGGGCUCUCCUGUCCCAUGCUUUCAGUUAUAGGGACCGGGUGCAGCCAAGGCUCUGUGUUGCUGGGGUUGGGGGCAUUGCAACAGGGCCUUGGACUUACUUGGACUUACUUCCCCAGCGUUAAGUUACCUCUAGGGGGUCUUGGGGUGUGAGGAAGGGGUGGGAUAAGGAGGGUGCCCUGUGGCCUCAAGGAAGCUUGUCGCUUGGAGGGCCUGGGCCCAGCAGAGUCCAUGCCAAUGUGAGGUGAGCAGGGCCUGUGUGUCACCCAGAGCGGCAGAAAUUCAGGGGAUAAGAACAAAUAAAGGAACGGGGAAACACCUUUCCUCAUUUUCUCUUGCAAA